Molecule: messenger RNA, 978 nt
Organism: Rhizophagus irregularis DAOM 181602=DAOM 197198
Lineage: Eukaryota; Fungi; Glomeromycota; Glomeromycetes; Glomerales; Glomeraceae
Source: RefSeq, a predicted model, not a curated record
AUGAAUCAGUCUGUAUGUUAUGAUAUUAAUCGAAUUACAGAAUGGCAAAACUUAAUAGAUGUGGAGAUUGAUAAUGAAGAGAUAAGCAAUGGAAUCAGGGAACAAGAACAAGAUGUUCGGCAAAUUCUUUUCAAAUCCUUGAUUAAGAAUAUACCACCAGAAGCAAUCCUAGAAGUAUGGUUUGUCCGAGCAACUGGAACUCAAGGAAUUGGUCAUUAUGUGGUUCUGCUUGAUGAAGGAACACAUUUAUGCACUUGCCUUCUCUUGAUCAAUAAAGGAUUAAUAUGCCGGCAUUUUUUUCGAGUUGGUACUUAUUCUCAACAUGCGGCAUUUCACAUGAAUAUUAUUCCAAGCCGAUGGUACCUAGAUAUCAAUAUUCAGUUAGAUAAUCUUUCUCCUAUUUCAGUAUGUGGUACACAAACAGAAGAUAGAGUAGGAAUGGAAAAAAGUAUUACCUUUCAACACUUUUUUUCAUUUCGGGUUGAUUCACAUGUUUCCAAUUUGGCUAUAAAAUCAACUAAAGCUAUUUAUGCAGAAUUGUUUGGGUUAUCAAAGAAAGCUAUUGAUUGUGCACUUAAAGCCAAUAUGCAACAUGAGUUGAUGAAUUUACUCAAGUCUUUUAUCUAUGAUACACAUAAUAAGAAUGUUGAAAUUCAAGAAACUCAAGAAACCUUUACUGAUAUUAAUAAUCCUGCUAUUACUAAACAUAAAGGACGACCUCCAAAAAGGUUUAAAUCUAGUGUAGAAACUUUGGGAAAACGGGUUUUAAAGGAUAGUACAAAGGUUAAUAUGAUAACAGACAACGUUAUAGUAGAAGAGGAAACAAAUAAUACAAAAGGGCGAAAAUGUGGAAAGUGCAAGCAAUAUGGACAUUAUGCGAAGACAUGUCAAAAUAGUUGUUAGAUUAUAGCAUGUAUGCGCACUUUUAAUAGUAUGUAUAUGCAUGUAUGUGCAUUUAAAUUUUAUAAUAAAAAUAAU